Messenger RNA from Fusarium oxysporum Fo47, 4651 nucleotides. RefSeq names its product ankyrin repeat domain-containing protein. The record is from RefSeq and is a predicted model, not a curated record. Lineage: Eukaryota; Fungi; Ascomycota; Sordariomycetes; Hypocreales; Nectriaceae. Gene Ontology annotation, molecular function: protein binding. The coding region runs from base 1 to 4155 and encodes 1384 amino acids. The transcript is spliced from 14 exons.
AUGAAUAAUACUUGUGGUCUUGGUUAUUUAAGUUGGGUUGCUGAGGUCGCCUUGCCUGUAAGCCGCCAGCAGCAAUUGGGCAACCCUUUGGUGGCUAAGGUAGGAGGCAAGAAAGCCUACGACCUCCAUCCUCUGGGCCAUGUCUUGGGCCGAGACCAUUUUGUGCAGUAUAAUAAGCGCCGUGUUUCACUUGUCGCAUUCAGAAGGCUUCUAACUUAUGCUCCUCUCUUCAAUCGAUCGAGUUCAACUCCAAAUCUCAUUCUUGCCCUUGCUUUUGUUUUCUUUUUUCCCUCUUCUUUUUUCAUUCUUGCCGUUUUCAUCUCAGUGGCGGACCCUCUUUCCAUCUUAGCGAGCAUCGCUGGGUUAGUUGCCCUUGCCGAUCUCAUCUUUCGGUCAGGUACCAAAUACGUCAAGAGCUACAGAGGUGCAUCAACAGAGGUUGGAAACCUCAUUCGCGAAAUCAGGAGCCUCUCUGUUAUUUUGCAUAAUCUUUCCCUUGUCGCUUUUGACCUAGAAGAGACUGAACCAACUGCUGCUGUUCACGAGUCGUCGUCUGUUCUUCAACCGCAUUAUCUCCACGAUUGCCACCAACUACUGAGGCGCUUGGAGACGGGCCUUUCGCGCACAGAAGCUUCCUUAGAUUCGGGUUCUGAGCACCAAAGACUGUAUGCUCGACUAAAAUGGCCUUUCACGUCGACCGAGUCCAAGGAAAUGAUCCAAGACGUACAGCGCUACAACCAGAUCAUUCACACAGCUCUUGCCGCCGACUCUCUGGCUAUGCUUAAACAUUGCUUAUCGCGACAAGACGAAAUAAAGAAUGGCCUCGACAAGAUCAGUCUCACUGCGGAGAGGAUCUUGGAAAUCCAAGUCAAGAUUUCUCAUGAUGCCAAAAGGAAUCAAGUUCUACGCGACUUUGGGCGAGUAAAUCCCAGAGGCGAAUACGAGACGAACAGAAAGCUGCGACAGGGGCGCACAGGUCUUUGGCUUACCCAAGGUCCAGAUUUUGACUUCUGGUACUCUACUCCCGGUUCAAGGCUCUGGUGCAGCGGCAUACCUGGUGCAGGGAAAUCUGUCCUUGCCGUAGCCAUGACCGAGGAGUGUUUGCAGAGAAAUGCCCAAAACACAAGAAAAGCAGUCGCAUACUUCUUCUGCACCUACAAGAACGAGUCUUCUCAACACUCAACGACCAUUCUCUCGUCUCUCUGCAUGCAACUUGAAAUGCAGAGCGAAAGCGCGUUUCAAAUUUUACAAGAAUAUCACGACCAACUAUUCUCAGGCCGUGAUCUUUCUGCAAGGCCCACGGCCGAGACACUCGCUCAGAAACUACAUCUCAUCUGUGCUUGCUUCACUCGGACUUAUAUAAUUGUUGAUGGUCUUGACGAGUGUGACCAUCGUGUUGCAGCAAAUGGUUAUGAUGUUAUCAACAUGGCACUGUCAAGUCGGGACGAGAUUAUUAUACGUCAACGCCUCAAGAAUGACUUCCCGCACGUCGAGAUUAAGGCUCAUACUGAGGAUCUACAACUAUAUGUUGCCUCGGAACUUAGUGAAAGGAUUGCUUCGAAACAGUUUCGCUGGGUAGCCUGCCAACUGGACUACAUGUGCGAACUCCCAACAGACAGAGCUCGGCGUGAAGCCUUGAGCAAACUCCCCCCUUCACUCUAUGCAACUUAUGAUCGGAUAUUACUGAGAAUUGAUGGUUACGAUGAUACAUUGAAGCGGCUAGUGAAGAAAGCAAUAUUAAUGCUCGCAACUUCUUUCGUCUCACUCAGUUUUGAAGAGAUUUGCGAGGCCAUCUCCUUGGAAGAAGAUGCAACGACUCUCGAAGAUGAUGAGAUUGUGAAAGAAGAGGAAUUGCUGCGAUGGUGCAGUAGCCUUGUUCGAGUCAGCAAAUCCGGUUCCUUCAAUGGUGGUAAAACUAGAAUCCAGUUUGCACACUUUACAGUCAAAGAAUAUCUUCACUCGCUGAAGACUCGCAACUCCGAUCAUGAAUAUCCACAACUCAAGGAGUACGCUGUUUCGCAUGAAGACGUUAUAGACUUCUUUUCUUUCCUUUGCCUACGCUUCCUUACCAUGGAGGAUAUAGAGCGAUUCUCGCCAACUCGCGACACAACACGCGCUAUCAGCUGUAUUCUUGCGCAACGCAGGCGCAGAACCUUUUACGAACCGUCAGUACUCACUUGGGCGGUAUAUGCGACAACCUCAAAAAUGGGAGACAGAACGCGUAAGCUCCUACGAAAGCUCCUGCAUCCGUCCAAAAAGCCUGCUUUCUGUCUGUGGGCAAUUGACUUCAUAUUCUGUCAUCAUCCCUCAUCUAUAGAAGCCUCAUCCGAGCCAAUAAUGAUUCUAUCGCAAGUUAUCGCUGCAGUUCUUAGGCCCGAAUUUACCCCUCUUCAUAUGGCAGCUGCAUUCAGUGGCUCUGAUGUACUAGCAUGCAGCAAAUUUGGGACUCCGUUACACUGUGCCCUUGGCAGCCGAGUGCAUUUGUUGCUGAACUCCUCAAUCUCGCCCCUUACCACCCCGUUACCAUCGGGAACUAUCAUAUCUCUCACCUUGUCAUAUGUGCAACUCUUCAGCAUUCGUUAUAAUCAGUACCUACAGAUGCCUUCCGUCACCUCCGAGACCUCUCAAAUGUGGUCCCGCUUUCCACAAUUCUUCAACGUCCUUGGUAACAAUAAUACGCCAGGUUCUCCAAGGUUUAUUCUUCGCCAGGAAACCGGAGAUGAUGAGGAAGUCCUUGCGUAUAUUCAUUCACUUAUCAAACUAAAUGAUGAAACUCGGAUGAACUCUUUCCUUAGCACGCGGAGAGCUAAACUGGCCCAGUCGACAGACAUUGACCCCAAGCAUCCAGGCUGGAAUGCUCUUCAUCUUGCAUUACUCGAGAGAUCUUAUCGAGUUUUGGACCCAUUUUUAGCCUUCGGCUUGGAUCCACGUGCUUAUAGACCAGACGGUUUCAAGCCAGUUCAUAUGUGCUGUCGGGAGAAUACCUGCGGUGCUCUUCAAGCGUUAUUGCGCUUUGGUGGAUCAACCCUCAAUACCGAUAACUUGGGUAGGACCGUGUGGCAUUUAGCCGCAGAGAUGAACUCGGUAACGGUUAUGGAGGAACUUCUUGACUUGGGCAACGUUGAUGUUGCGCUAAACAUGACAUCUAAGCCCCAUGAGAUGGCUAUUUGUGCGGCAGCGACUCGAUUACACCUCGAGGCUGUUUGUCUUCUCCUGCCUUUUUGCAAAACGGAAGAAUACUGGACAAGUAGCAAAGCCCUGUCCCUCAUUUUGUAUGAACCCGGGUUCUCUGAGGCUAUGCAAUCCUUACAUCGAUUCGGCAUCCUUUCACAAACGUCAUGCGUUCUCGAUCUUUUCCUGGAGCGACCGAACCUUAACCACCUUCUUCCAACAUUAUUGGAUGCAUACCUUGCAGAGGGAGGAGCCGGCUCACACAAACAACACAGUGUUCUCGACAUACCUCUCGCUUCACAUAACACAGACGGACUCAUGAUAAUGUUGAACAAGCUUCAGGGCAAGGCCUUAGGCCAAGGCGAAGUCACCCGCAUCUUCGAGAGCACCUCAACACUUGACUCGCUCAGUGCCAUCAUCAAUCAAGGGGAUACCCUUUAUCCGAACCGAACACCUCUUUUUCUAGCAGCUGCGCAAAAUAAUGUGAAAGCGGCAAAUGCUCUACUAAUUCACGGAGCCGACGUUGACAUAGCUGACGACAGAAAUUGCACACCUCUCUUUGUUGCAUCUGAGCACGGUUCAGCAGAAGUUGUAGAGCUCCUCCUCAGUCGCGGUGCCCAUGUCGGCGUGAUGAAUACUUCAUCCCACGAGCUCCUCGAUGUGGCUUUCGUACAAAAGUCAUGGAAGGUUGUCGAUAUCCUUCUCGCGGCAGUGGGAAAGCUCAGCAGCUGGCCUGACCAUUUCUUCUCCAACGGAGUAGACACCUUGGUCGCGAUAACCUACAACCUCCGGUAUGUCAAACCUUCGGUCAAGAUUGAGGGUGUUCACCAGCUGUGUGGCCUGCGAACCCCCGGUGCUCAUAGUUUGCUAUGUCGAGCAGCCUGCUGGGGUUCUGUCACGGCGAUCCAGAACUUCGUCAAGCUUGGGAUUGGUGAUAUUGAACACCAUUGUCGCAGUCGAGUUUCUGAUGAUUCAUGGCGCUAAGGUGCCUGACUAUCUUUGUAAACCCAAGAAUUCCUCCCUCAGUACUGCAAACCCAGGUUUUGUCAUUCGACAAUGGUUAUUUGUUGGCAGGUACACUGAAAAAAGGCGAAUUUCAUUCAAUCUGUUGAAUGAAGAGACGGAGAUCAAGAGCUGGUCUGGAGUAUGGGUUGCUCGGGUCCCAUUGCGAUGGCAAAAGAGGAGUUCUGUUGAGAGCAUCUCGGAAUACGCCAAACGAAGACAUUGGGUUGAAAUUGAGUACAAGUCAAGCACUGUUCGAGAUGCUCAACUGGUGCGACGAAAAGAGAGAUGUGGCAGCAUGUCGAGUGUUGAACGGCAGGGCUAUUGCUGAGGAAGACACGACAGUCACUCAGCGCCGCAAGACUGAUAGCCAACGCAUCCGACCAAGCACACCCAACAGUGGAUCAUCUAUAGCUUUAACCGAGCUCGCAAAAAGGCCGAUGAGGACAAAGCAAAGAAAUUGUAACGCUGCGUUCAG